Messenger RNA from Saccoglossus kowalevskii, 9382 nucleotides. RefSeq names its product stalled ribosome sensor GCN1-like. The record is from RefSeq and is a predicted model, not a curated record. Gene Ontology annotation, cellular component: cytosol. Gene Ontology annotation, molecular function: protein binding; protein kinase regulator activity. NCBI's taxonomy places the organism in Eukaryota, Metazoa, Hemichordata, Enteropneusta, Harrimaniidae. Gene Ontology annotation, biological process: regulation of translation; cellular response to amino acid starvation.
CUUCCGGUAUGUUCGGGGAGUUCCGGGAAUUUCAAUAAAAUAGCAAAGGCAUCAUUAUUAAUUUUGUUAAUUGUACAUAUUUUGCCUUCAAACUGUUAUUUGAAAUGAUUGGUUCAUAAUAUUUAUAAUAUAUUGUAUAAAUUCAGCCAUUUUGUGGCUCUCGCGUAAUCGGCAAGUAUCGGUUAUUGCACAACCAACAUGGCGGCCGACAGCAAGGUUUUAGAAGUUUUGAAAGAAUUUUCCGUGAAAGCCACCAGCUCCAGUACAAAAGAAAGAGGGAGAGUUCUGACGGGGCUGCUGACAUGUGUCGCAAAAACAGAUUUACCAGAAAAAAGUGUGAAAGGAGUGUGCAGAAUAUUAGCAUUGACUUUACCCAUUUAUCAUGAUGGGACCUCCAGAAGAUUAGUUGAACAAGUCAUCAAAGAGUUAUUAAACCGUUAUGGGAAAUUAACUAUAAAGGCUGUGAUUUCCAUUUUAGAAGACACUGCUGCUGUACAGAGAAAUAUACAUCACACGCCUGCAACUGCCAGUUCUGCUCUAGUUGCUCUGAACUGGACGUGUAUCCUAGCAACAUACUGCCUGUCAGCUGGAAAUGCUGGUAAUGAUGAUGAUGAUGUGUGGCGCAAACUGGUGGAAGUGCAGGUUAAUCUGACAUAUGCUGCAUUAGGUAGCAACCGUAAAUCAAUAAAUCAGUCAGCGUAUCGUAAAUUAAAGAAGGUCUGGAAAGAGAAUCCCACGUCUAUGGACAAGUAUGGCUCAACCCUGGGUGAUAUUGAGCAGUCAUUCCAUCUUAUGCCAAUUAUUGGUCAGUUUAUCAAGUACUGUGGUGAAGGCAAAGUCCCAGAAACUAUAGAGAAGUAUAGGAAAUCUUUCCUGGAUAUAUACAUCAAAUCUGUUAUCAUGAGCAAGACUAAACCCACUUUACAUGCACUGGAGAGCAGUAAAUUUCUGCUGAAGUAUGUCAGUCAUGAUGAGUUUAAGACAAAGAUUGUACCAGCUGUCCAGAAAUCAAUGCUCAGAAGUCCAGAAAACGUUCUAAGAGCUGUGAGUGAAAUGUUAGGUGGACUGUCUAUUGAUCUUAGUCAAUAUUCUAAAGAUCUGGGCAAAUUACUUGCAGCACAUCUACACUCAAAGAAUGAAUUAGCCAGAGAUGAAGCAGUGGAUGCCUCUAAGAACUUAGCAAAACAGUGCAGUGACCCUGGGGCAUUGGAAGAACUUGUACAGCAUUAUUUUGCGGUACUGAAUGGUUCUGAAGGUAAAUUGACUGUGACUAUGCAGCGUAUGGGAGUAUUAUCCGGCAUUGGUAGUCUCACUUAUAAUACAGUCAGUGGACCAAGUGUGCAGAAUUUAGCUGCUACUGCUGCAGACAACUUUAUACCUUAUCUGCAACUAGAAGUCCAUGAAGGUACCUUGGUUCAUGCUUUGUCGGUUCUUGCAUUGUGGUGCUCUAAAUUCUCAACACAAGUACCAAUCAAGUUAGUGGAGUGGUUCAAAAAAGGAAUAACACUGAAGACUUCUACAUCUCCUGUAAGAAAUGGAUAUCUGCUGUGUAUGUUAGCAGCUUUUCAAGGUGAUACUUUACUACAAGGAAUGGAUGUGAUGCCUUUAUUAUUACAAACUGUUGAGAAAGCAAACUCACAAUCCAGUCAAAUCAACAUUGUCACUGAAGGACUGACGGCCGCUAGUUUGCUUGUCAAGUUAUCACUGGUAGACAUACAAGCUGAAUCCAAGCUUGGACAGUUUUGGAACACAAUACUGAAUGCAAAGAAGCAGUUGUUUGUGUCUGAUAAGUUUUUGACCUCAGUGUCAGCAGAUGUUUUACAGAACCUGUUAAUUAUAAUAGAAAGACUUUUGUUAGAUAACCACCAACGAUUGAAUGAUGAAAUAACAAGUCAUUAUUUACAUGCAUUAGUAGCUACACUAGUGCAUCCAGCAUGGACACUCCGGCAAAGUGCACAACAAUGCUGCAAGAAAGUUCUGCGAACACCUGGUGGUACUGAAGUGGCAUACAGUCUAUUAAAAGAAUACAGGAAACUGCUAUCUUCACAAAAGGUGCAGGAUUAUGAGAACCUUCUUACCAGUGAAGAAAGUAGUGCAGAACCCUCAAAGGUGAUACGUCCACAGAUACUUGUCAGUGGAUUGAGUAUGGUUGUCUUAGGACCAGAUUUUACUGAUAGUAAGGAAUGUCAUGCCUUGGCUAUGGAAAUACUUUUUGACACACAUCAUCCAUGUAUAGUAUAUGCUAACCCAAACCUUUGGACUGAUUUACUGGUAAAAUUGAAGGUGGAGCCACUCCAGUUUGUGGCUGAAAAAGCUGAGGAAAUAUUCACCAAAAUUACAUCAGGAAAUGAAAUUACAGAGCCUCAACUAAAUGCAUUGAAGACACUAGUUCGUAUUGCACCAAGUGAAAUGCUUCCACGCGUCAUUACUCAUUGUGUCAGUUUCCUUGGGACGGCGGAACUUUACAACAUCACCCAGGAUGAGUUUGCCAUUUUGCUGACACCAGAAGGAGAGUUGUAUAAUAAAUCAGUGCUUGCAAGUGCUGCGCAGUCUGAAAGUAUGAACUUUGGAUCAAUGCGACGAGAAAACAAAGCUUACUCAUACAAAGAACAACUCAUGGAAAUGGAACUUAGGAAGGAACUUGAAAAGAAAAAAGCUGCUAAGACAGGCAAAAAAGAACCACAGUUAUCUAAGAAACAACAAGAGAUCAUGCAAGCAGAGCUUGAGAAAGAGUCAACCAUUAGGAAAAAGAUGAAAAAAUUGGAUGUACAGUUGUCUAAUAUCACACAUAUGUUGAUGUGCAGUUCUGAUGGUAAUAUGAAAUCAAUGAGGCAACAUGUCCCCACUUUACUGAGGAGUCUACUCUCCUUAGUUUCGUCAUUAUUAGCAGCUCCUCAUGUGACUAAAGUUUUUUUGCAUCUUAGAAAAUGUGCAUUUGAUUCAAAUAUGACUGAUUUAGGCAAUGUGGUUGCAUACUCGACACUAAGACUUCACAGACCCCAGUGUGAUAUUGACAGUGAAUGGUGUCAAGAAGAUCUCAUUACCCAGGCUACUAGAGUAGUAAACAUGCUUUACAACACCACUGUACCUACAAAGAACACCCAAAGCUAUGGUGUCACAAAGAAAGCUGAAUCAUUGCCGCCUGCUAGUUUCUCAUACUGUUUUCCAUUUUUGAGAUGUGUUUUGAAAGAUGGUGGCAAGGAAGUCCAUGGUGAUGAUGUUGUCAUGGAAAUGGCUGUUGAAAUCAUCACUGUACAUGCACAGUUGAGGUCACAAUCAUCAGUUGAGCAAGAACAAGUAGAUGAGGAAGGACCUGACUUGUUGCCGAGGAGAGACAUGUUACGAUUGUUGACUCAAUUGAUAGCUACAAGUACACCAAAGUUACAACAGAUGUCAAGCAAAGCACUGCUGGAUGUUUGUAUGUGUGCAAGUGGUUUAAAUGGUUGUACUAUAGCUGAACAAGAAGAGAUAGAUGUGUUAUUAGAUGUGCUACAGUCACCAUGUAAUCUGGUUAGAGAGGCUGCAUUACAGGGUUUAUUGGCUUUGACUCUGAUUCUACCAACUACUGAUGUCAAUUAUGAAGAGGCUAUUAAAUUAACUCAAAGAGUAUGGGUGGCUAAACAUGACACUGAAGAAGACAAUGUCAAGUUGGCUGAUAGGUUAUGGGAUGAAUGUGAUAUGGAACUGGAUUCUGUGCUGUGUACAAAGUUAAUCAAAGAUAUAGUCCACCAUGAGAGUGUCAUUAGAGAAUCAUCAUCCUCUGCUCUGGCAAAUGCUGUGGAAAAGUAUCCAGACUGUGCAUCAGAUGUUUUGAAACAACUCUUUGAUGUCUACCAAAAAAAACAAGUGGUACCACCUCCAGUGAUUGACAGCCUUGGUAGAGUUGUGUCAGAAUCCCCACCAGACCAGUUCCAUGCACGCUGUGGUAUUGCGCUGUCUAUAAAGAAGAUGUCUCCACAUCUAUCGCAAGAUGAAAUUACUCCACUAUUUGACUUUUUUGUACCUGGUGCCUUGGGGGACAAAAAUGAAGAAGUGCGAAAAAAAAUGUUGGAUGCCUCUCUUGCUGCUAUCAAUGUACAUGGAAAGGAUAAUGUUGGUAGUCUACUCCCAGUGUUUGAGACAUUUAUGGACGAAGCACCAAACUCACAUAUCUAUGAUGCAGUAAGACAGUCUGUAGUCAUUCUAAUGGGUUCCUUGGCUAGACAUCUUGACAAAGACAACCCCAAAGUCAAGCCAAUUGUUGCCAAGCUGAUUGCAGCCUUAUCAACACCAUCUCAACAGGUUCAAGAAGCUGUAGCUAACUGUCUUCCGCCAUUGGUUCCUGCUAUCAAGGAAGAUGCACCUGGACUUGUGCAGAAACUUUUACAACUACUGCUUGAAUCAGAAAAUUAUGGUGAACGAAAAGGUGCAGCUUAUGGUUUAGCUGGUUUGGUGAAAGGACUUGGAAUACUGUCCUUAAAACAACUAGAAAUCAUGCCUAAAUUGUCAGUGGCGAUUCAAGAUAAGAAAAACUUCAGACAUAGGGAGGGUGCAUUGUUUGCAUUUGAAAUGUUAUGUAUCAUGCUUGGAAGAUUGUUUGAACCGUAUGUUGUACAUGUUUUACCAAAUCUACUUCUCUGUUUUGGUGAUAAUAAUGCGUAUGUCAGAGAGGCCACUGAUGAAACUUCCAAAGCUGUAAUGAGUAAGUUGAGUGCCCAUGGUGUGAAAUUAGUUUUACCAUCAUUACUUGCUGCAUUAGAGGAAGAAUCAUGGCGGACCAAAGCAGGUUCUGUUGAAUUACUUGGAGCCAUGGCGUUUUGUGCACCCAAACAACUGUCAUCUUGUCUUCCAACUAUUGUUCCCAAACUCACCACGGUAUUAACUGAUUCACAUGUUAAAGUACAAAAAGCUGGACAACAGGCACUCAAACAGAUUGGAUCUGUCAUCAAAAAUCCUGAAAUUCAAGCUAUUGUUCCUGUCUUACUUGAUGCAAUCAGUGACCCUGCAAGGAAGACAGCGAAGUGUUUACAAAUACUUCUGGACACCAAGUUUGUACAUUUCAUUGAUGCCCCAUCACUAGCACUCAUCAUGCCUGUUGUACAAAGAGCAUUCCAGGAUAGAUCAACUGAAACAAAGAAAAUGGCAGCUCAGAUUAUUGGUAAUAUGUAUUCUCUGACGGAUCCUAAGGAUCUUGCACCAUACCUGCCAUCUGUUGUUCCUGGACUUAAGGCAUCAUUAUUGGACCCUGUACCUGAGGUUCGUAGUGUGUCUGCUCGUGCCCUUGGUGCUAUUAUUAAGGGUAUGGGUGAUAGUGGAUACGAUGAACUGUUACCUUGGCUGAUGGAAAAACUGAGAUCAGAAAGCAGUUCUGUUGAUAGAUCAGGAGCGGCACAAGGUUUGAGUGAAGUUGUCUCUGGUCUUGGAAUUGAAAAAUUACAGAAACUGAUGCCUGAAAUCAUAGAAACCGCCAGCAGAGAUGAUAUAGCAUCUCAUAUUCGUGAUGGUUAUAUUAUGAUGUUUAUCUAUCUACCGCUUGCAUUUGGUGAUCGCUUUCUUCCUUAUGUUAGUAGUAUCAUUCCUCCUAUACUGAAGUCUCUUGCAGACGAGAAUGAAUACCUACGAGAUACGGCGCUGUUAGCGGGACAGCGCAUGAUUAGUAUGUACGCACAGACUGCUAUUACGCUAUUUCUACCACAAUUAGAAAAAGGAUUAUUUGAUGAGAACUGGCGUAUUCGAUAUAGCUCAGUUCAGUUACUUGGUGAUUUGUUGUUUCAUUUGACGGGUGUGACUGGAAAGAUGACGACGGAGGGAGCUGAGGACGAUAACUUUGGUACCGAACGAUCAACUCAAGCAAUUAUGGAAAUUCUUGGAUCAGACCGGCGUAACAGAGUGCUGGCUGGACUUUACAUGGGUAGAUCAGAUACAGCCUUAUUGGUAAGACAAGCAGCCUUGCAUGUAUGGAAAGUGGUUGUCGUGAAUACUCCGAAAACACUUCGUUCUAUUCUCCCUACGCUGUUCAAUCUACUCCUGGGUUGUCUUGCUAGUACUAGCUACGACAAAAGACAGGUUGCUGCACGGACACUUGGAGAUUUGGUACGAAAACUUGGAGAUCGCGUUUUACCAGACCUCAUUCCUAUACUGGAGAAGGGUUUAGACUCUCCCCAGCCAGAUCAAAGACAAGGUGUGUGCGUAGGACUCAGUGAAAUUAUGAGUUCUACCAGUAAAGAACAGGUGGUGCUUUAUGUGGACAGUUUAGUACCCACAGUUAGAAAGGCAUUGAUUGACCCGCUUCCUGACGUCAGGCAAGCUGCUGCCAAAACAUUUGAUAAUCUGCACAACACAAUAGGAUACCAAGCAUUAGACGAUAUCCUUCCACCAUUGUUAGACAGUCUUGAUGAUCCAACAGUUGGACCCUAUGCACUUGAUGGUUUACGUGAAGUCAUGGCUGUCAAAAGUAUAGUUGUAUUACCAUAUCUUGUACCAAAGCUGACAGCUUCUCCAGUGAAUAUACGAGCACUUGCUGUGUUAUCUGAAGUUGCUGGAGCGGCGUUAACCAAACAUCUAUCUAGAAUCUUGCCUGCAUUACUUGGUGCUCUUAAUGAAAGUGCUGGUUCAGAUAAAGAAAGUGAGAAUCUUAUUCACUGCCAGACUUUAGUUCUUUCUGUAACGGAUGAACUAGGUGUACGGACUAUUGUGGAUGAAUUGUUGGUUGCUACCAAGCAUGAUUCAGUGGGCACCAGGAAAGCUGCAGUCACCAUACUCAAUGCUUACUGUACUCAAAGCAAAGCUGAUCUUACCUUGUUUGUACCAUCUCUUUUCACUGGUCUUAUUCGACUCUUUAAUGAUGAGGAUCAACAGGUUUUAGAAUUCAGCUGGAGUGCCCUCAAUGCUGUUGUCAAGAGACUAAAUGCUGCAGAACAACUGCAGCACAUUUCCUCAGUACGCCAAGCAGUCAAGUUUGCAGCGGAUGAUGUCAAGGAGGAUACAUUACCCGGAUUUUGUCUUCCUAAAAAAGGUAUCACACCAGUGCUGCCACUAUUCAGAGAAGGUAUUUUAAAUGGAUCUCCUGAACUACGAGAACAAGCUGCGAUUGGUUUAGGAGAAGUCAUCAAGCUGACCAGUGCAGAAGCAUUGAAACCUUCAGUUGUGCAUAUUACAGGACCCUUAAUUCGUAUUCUUGGUGAUCGAUUCAGUUGGAAUGUUAAAGUUGCUGUCUUGGACACAUUAGGCUUGCUACUUGCAAAGGUAGGAGUGAUGUUAAAACCAUUUUUACCUCAACUCCAAACUACAUUCUUGAAAGCUUUGAAUGAUCCAAACAGGGCUGUUCGUCUGAAAUCCGCUGCAGCAUUAGAGAAACUUAUAGUUAUUCAUACAAGAGUCGAUCCAUUAUUUACAGAGCUACAUUCGGGAGUUAAAAACGCCGAUGACAGCAGUGUCAGAGAGACUACAUUACAUGCAUUGAGAGGAGUGAUUCGUGGAGCUGGUCACAAAAUGGGAGAUGCUAUUAGGAAGACAGUCACCACAACUCUUAUAGGAAUGCUGGGACAAAAUGAGGACGUCAGUCGUAUGUGUGCAGCAGGAUGUGUUGGAUCGUUGUGUGCAUGUUUACCUGAAGCUGAAUUGCUAUCAUUACUUGACGAUCAUUUACUAAUUUCUGAUCCCAGCGCUGAUUGGACAGUGAAACAUGGUACUAGUGUAGCCAUAGGUGUUGCUUUGAAGGAAGCACCAGAACAAGUCUUGGCUAAGAGAGAAGAAAAACUAUUGGAUAUAGCCAUGGCUAAUGCCACCACAGACAGGAUACCGAUCUGUGUCAGUGGUAUUCGAUGUAUCGGUUUUCUUGCACGUCAUUACUUAAAUUGUGAUAGUCUUGUACCACAAAAUAUCAUAUCAACACUUGUCAAGAGUUUGAACAGCGCAUCCAAUGAUCUGAAGAUUACGACGGCACAAAUGAUCUACUACAUCUCAAAUCAGAAUAAACAACCACUAAAUAUAGCAAUAAUUAAACCACUUGUUACUGUGCUGGUCAGUAAUACCAAAGAACGGAAUACCAUGGUACAAGCUACGAGUGAACAAGCUAUAGUCAGUCUAUUACAGUUGAGGAGGAAUGAUGAUUUACUACAGGAAGUCAUGAAAGCCCUGGAUUCAGUGCCUGCAGAUAACUUACAAGACUGCAUGAAGAAAUUACGCAAAGUUGCAAACCAACCACACCUAUCUGAUGAGGAGAUAGACGAUACAUUGUUGCAUUGAGUUUUGUUUUAUCCUGUUCCGAGGAAUAAUUGGUUGAAAAACCAACACUUUUUUAAUCACUAUUUAUUUUUCUUGCUCAGAUUCUUCAAAAAAAUUGCUGUAACUAGGAACCUUGUGUGCCAGUAUUUGCAGUUGAAAUUGACAAUCAUGACAUCAUGAUUUGCUGAUGGUUGCCCCAUCCAUUGCCAUGACCAGUUUUUGUCCUGGUUAUGUACAAAAUUAAUCAAGGAUUGAAAUAUGAUCUUUGUAUAAAUGUUUAAAGCAUAUUAUAUUGAGAUGUUGUUUAAACAUGACGGUGUAAUGCGAAAGGCGAUUUACCGUGUGAUAUUCAUUGAUAUUCACAUCAUAUAUUCAACUUAACCAGUGCUCAUCCUGCCUAUCAGAAAUGAAUUACAGUUUGCACAAUACAAUCAGGGACUCAACACAACAUGUCGGUGAAUGCACUCAGACAUUAGAUUUGAAAAAACAAACAAGUUUCAAACUCAAACAAUGAUUACCUAAGUUUUUAGCUAUUGUUUCUUUGUUUAUUUUUCCAGUAUUUGAUAUACAAUUGUGAAAGAAUUUCUGACUGGAUCCCAUUGACAUAUACCCUAACAUAAAUACGACUAACUAAUAAUUUACAGGAACCAAUGAAAAGAUUAAUUUUGUGACUUUUCACCCAAAUUCAUUUUUAAUUCUAAUGACUAUUAAUGAAUAUUUAACAACUUGAAAGUAGGGCCAGUUAGACCUAUGCUACAGAAGAUACUUGUGUUAAAGCAAACUGUGUAAAAGAUGCCAGAAGAAAAAUAAUUUAAUUUGAUUUUAAAACUCCACUGAAUCUCAAAUACUGAUUAUAAUUGUAUCGCCCGAUAUUAUCAAUGACUUACAGUAGCACCAUGAUAAUCAUUGCUUCUAUACUGUCCAGUCUAGAAUCAUUUACAAUAAGCCAGGUUUUCAUCCAAAAGCUGAUAUGGUAUCUGACAAUUGAGUUUCAUAUUGAGUGACAUGUUUUUGAGAAGUGCCAUGAAACAAAAUUGGUGCCAGGCACAACAUACCGAAUAUAUUACCUGUUAUACAUUUUAUAAUAAGAAACAUUUCUUUUAAACUGUGUGCAUGGCAUAUCCCACCACUCUCACACUUUCAUUCUUGAAAUAAAUGGAAAAUGUCUGAAUAAACA